Molecule: messenger RNA, 552 nt
Organism: Hyalella azteca
Lineage: Eukaryota; Metazoa; Arthropoda; Malacostraca; Amphipoda; Hyalellidae
Exons: 1
Coding region: 1-552 (183 amino acids)
Source: RefSeq, a predicted model, not a curated record
AUGGGAGGAGGGAGACCACGCUAUGGGAGGAGGGAGACCACGCUAUGGGAGGAGGGAGACCACGCUAUGGGAGGAGGGAGACCACGCUAUGGGAGGAGGGAGACCACGCUAUGGGAGGAGGGAGACCACGCUAUGGGAGGAGGGAGACCACGCUAUGGGAGGAGGGAGACCACGCUAUGGGAGGAGGGAGACCACGCUAUGGGAGGAGGGAGACCACGCUAUGGGAGGAGGGAGACCACGCUAUGGGAGGAGGGAGACCACGCUAUGGGAGGAGGGAGACCACGCUAUGGGAGGAGGGAGACCACGCUAUGGGAGGAGGGAGACCACGCUAUGGGAGGAGGGAGACCACGCUAUGGGAGGAGGGAGACCACGCUAUGGGAGGAGGGAGACCACGCUAUGGGAGGAGGGAGACCACGCUAUGGGAGGAGGGAGACCACGCUAUGGGAGGAGGGAGACCACGCUAUGGGAGGAGGGAGACCACGCUAUGGGAGGAGGGAGACCACGCUAUGGGAGGAGGGAGACCACGCUAUGGGAGGAGNGAGACCACGCUAG